AUGUGGCUCUCCCACUUCGCCACCAGCCCAUCCGACCUACCUUCGACCACCUCCUCUCCUUUCGAGACCAUCCUCGCCAAAUUGACCUGCUUCACAACCUCCCGCCGCUUCCUCAAGCCCGUCACAACCAUCAUGAAUCGCGGCCAAACGCCCACAACCCAGCAGACGACCCGCCUAGCCAUCGACAUCCUGAUCUUCCGCCUCGAACUUCUCUCCGCCGGCGACAAGCUGCCAUACUCCCUCGGCGAAGACCUCAUCGACUUGCAAAACUGCAUCUACGUCUCCCGCUUCUUUCUCGACUUGGCGAAGGUCCGCGCCGCAUCGAUUUCGGCGAGGACUGCGAAAGACCCUGACGUUCAUCGUCUUUUGGAUCUGAUCAACGUCAAGCCGUAUGAGGAGGUGUUGGAGAGGGUGGCCGGCAUGAAAGGUUGUACUAGAGCUGAGAUUGAUCUCGCGGCGAUUACGUUUGGAGAAUUUGUGAGGGAUACGGAGGAAUUGGAACUGGGGGUUGAGGUGGAGGACGAUAUCGAUGAGUGGAUCGCUGGCGGAUAUGAAGAAUAG
Zymoseptoria tritici IPO323 is the source of this 561-nucleotide messenger RNA. RefSeq lists its product as uncharacterized. The coding region runs from base 1 to 561 and encodes 186 amino acids. The record is from RefSeq and is a predicted model, not a curated record. The transcript is spliced from 2 exons. Lineage: Eukaryota; Fungi; Ascomycota; Dothideomycetes; Mycosphaerellales; Mycosphaerellaceae.